Daldinia caldariorum is the source of this 3258-nucleotide messenger RNA. RefSeq names its product glycoside hydrolase family 92 protein. Gene Ontology annotation, cellular component: nucleus; cytosol. The transcript is spliced from 7 exons. Bases 403 to 3021 code for a protein of 872 amino acids. Gene Ontology annotation, biological process: carbohydrate metabolic process; protein quality control for misfolded or incompletely synthesized proteins; glycoprotein catabolic process. NCBI's taxonomy places the organism in Eukaryota, Fungi, Ascomycota, Sordariomycetes, Xylariales, Hypoxylaceae. The record is from RefSeq and is a predicted model, not a curated record. Gene Ontology annotation, molecular function: carbohydrate binding; peptide-N4-(N-acetyl-beta-glucosaminyl)asparagine amidase activity.
GCCAAGUAAAUCAAUAUAUUAUAUUUAGUGACAAGAGAAUAUGAAAAAGCUUAAAAAAAAUUAAGCUAUUAAAAUUCAUAACUAGUGCUUUUUCAACGUACUGAGCCGGAAGAACAUGCUCCUUUUUCGAACCUAGGAGUGGCUAGAGUGCGGCCUACCCCUUUCCGGCCACCAAUUACACCGUAUUUUAGAGGGCGCCAGAGUGGCUCUUAAAGCUUAGAUGCUUAGGUAUGUGCCGAUGUCACCCGAUUACAAUUCAGCCGGAUUCCCCUUAUUGCCAAGAACUGUUAUUCAGCACAUUUGUCAAUUACAUAGUUGUAGUUCAUUUCAAGACGGGCGGGCUUAUGCGAGGCGGGUUAUGAAAUAUCUAGCUGGACUGGUGAACUUUAUGUUCGAGUCCUGAUGGAUCCGUCUUCACCCCAGAGCGAUCCAAGAUUGAGGCCCAAGACUUGGUACCAAUGGCUCUUGCAUCCGCGCCGUCAUAUAGAAUCGAAACGUGAAUCAGAUCCCGCGAGCGAAGCUUCAGCGGGUAAUUCUCGAUUCUCUAGGAUGCUGUUCCUCAAGAGCCUCCCGCGAUGGCGGCGAUUUCUUAUCGUCGUACCCAUAGUGGGUUUACUAGUCUGGGUCUCGAUUCCUAACAGGUUGAAUUCUCCGAAUACUCUUUUGCAAACCAUUAAAGGCUCAUCAUGGAAAUAUAGCGAUGACAUCUUGCGAUAUGUAGACCCUCUCAUAGGCACCGUGAACGGAGGGCAUGUCUUCCCCGGCGCGACGCUGCCGUAUGGCAUGGCGAAAGCCGUAGCCGACACGAGCGAUCGUGGAGAAAUAGCCGCAGGAUUUGUCUCGGACGACUCUGACAUCCAAGGCUUCUCACACUUACACGACUCAGGCACCGGAGGGAGCCCUUCAUUGGGAAACUUCCCUCUUUUUGUGCAUCCAGGAUGCCCUGAGGAUGAUUUCGCUCAGUGUAAAUAUACAUAUAUCGGUAGAGGCGUUCCAAGAAUAAAACAUUCGGCGACAGCACGGCCGGGAUAUUUUGCUAUCAGCCUCAACAACUCAGUCCACGCUGAGAUGACAGCAACCGAACACGCCACGCUUUACAGAUUCAGCCUCCCUAAGGCCGCAGAGGUACUAUCGCAUAAGGCCAUGGUACCUACUAACCCUCUGCUUCUUUUGGACUUGAUGGAUCUGGGCAAUUCCCGAACCGGGGGUGACAUUCAAGUAAAUCCAGAAACAGGAAGGAUAACAGGAAAUGGUUCGUUUAGCCCGUCGUUUGGCCGCGGAUCGUACACCGCGCAUGUCUGUGCAGAUUUCCGGGGCGCUGAUAUUCGAAAGACGGGGGUUUUCCUACAAACCAAUGUUACUGAUGAAAUUCAGGCUGUGGGACAUGUGGCAAAUAAUUUUUACAUUCCGUCUGGCUCAGCUGGUGCUUGGAUACAUUUCGCGCACUCGGAGCAGAUCGUGGCUCGGGUGGGCCUGUCGUUCAUAUCCGUACAGCAGGCCUGCCACAACGCAGAGGUGGAAAUCCCAAACUUUGGCUUCGAUGACGUGGUGAAAGCCGCUGAGAAAGCUUGGAGGGACAAGCUGUCUGUGAUCAUGCCCGAUCACUCUGGUAUGAGCCACGAAUUCCUUACCACAUUUUGGUCGGGACUUUACCGAGCGUUAAUCUCACCCCAAGACUACACCGGGGAAAACCAGCUCUGGGAGUCGAAUGAACCGUACUACGAUUCCUUUUACUGCAUAUGGGAUUCGUUCCGUGCGCAACACCCUCUACUUACUAUAGUUGACCCCAAAAUUCAGACGAAGAUGGUGCGAUCCCUAAUUGACAUAUACAAGCACGAAGGAAAGCUACCUGAUUGUCGCAUGAGUUUUAGCAAAGGCUACACACAAGGAGGCUCUAAUGCCGAUGUAGUACUCGCAGAUGCCUUCAUAAAAAACCUCACGGACGGGAUCGACUGGAACCUAGGUUACGAGGCCGUCGUCUCCGACGCGGAGGUGGAACCGAAAGAUUGGUCCACGACCGGACGCGGCAGCCUCGUGAGCUGGCACACGCUGGGAUACGUCCCAUACGACGAUCAAGAUAAGAAUGGAACGGGCCCGAUGAGUCGAGGCAUUUCGCGGACGGUGGAAUACGCGUACGACGACUUCGUGAUCGCGUUGAUGGCGAGGGGGCUCGGUCAUAAGAACGACGAGACUAAGUAUUUGCAGCGCAGUCGAAACUGGAAGAAUCUGUUCAACCCGGAACAGGAGGAUCGGUACCGCGAUGAAGCUGGCACCGUUCAAAUGUCGACGUUUAAGGGCUUCUUGCAGCCGCGGUUCCGCAAUGGUACUUGGCGAUACCAGAACACGCGACUGUGCAGUCCCAUAUAUCAACAGCACAGCUGUUAUUUUGACACUCAAUAUGAGACUUACGAGGGUAGUCCAUGGCUAUAUACGUUCUACGUGCCACAAGAUAUGGCCGCGCUUAUAGAAGCGCUAGGAGGGCACGAGACCUUCGUCGAGCGACUCGACUUCUUCCACUCGUCGGGGAUCAACUACAUGGGCAACGAGCCGAAUUUCCUCACGACGUUCCAAUUCCACUACGCCGGACGGCCCGGCCGCAGCAACUACUGGCUGCACCAGUACAUCCCGGGGCAGUUCAACAGCAGCAUCAACGGGAUCCCGGGCAACGACGACUGCGCAAUGGGAGCCUUCACGGCGUUCGCCUUCAUGGGGUUCUACCCAGUCGCCGGCCAGGACGUGUACCUGCUCACGGCACCCAUGUUCCGGCAGGUCAGCAUCCAGACGCCGUCCGGGAAGCCGGCGAUACUGCGCAACGUCGGCGGGUUUGACGCGCCGCAAUACCGCAACAUUUACGUACAGAGGGUGAGGUUGAACGGGAAGUCAUACACCCGGAAUUGGAUCAAGCACGACUUCUUCCUGAAGGGCGGCACGCUGGAGUUCGUGUUAGGGCCUACAGAAAGUGAUUGGGGUACGAGAAACGAGGAUCUGCCGCCUAGUCUAUCAACGGGGCUGCCGGACUGAUUGCACGAGUAAGAGGCAAUGAAAACUUAUCACAAAUUUUUAGGAAUUUAAAGGGAGGAAAUUUACACCGCAGGAAUGCUACUCGGGAAGCACCCCUAAAUAAUUUACAGAUGAAUGUACACAACUCUAUGUUGCCAAAUGCAUAUGCAAGGUACGUAUGGAUAAUCAUAAGCGUGAGAGAGUGCGAAUGGAGACGAAAAAAAAAUAAUACAUACAAAAAAAAAAAAAAAAAAAAAA